AGUUUCGUUUACUCCCAGAUUCAUAAUGUUGUCGAAGUUGUCUAACACAGGACUACAGAUGAGCCACAGGUCGAUCGUGAGUCUGGCCAAUGUGGCGUCCACGAGCGCAAGGCGAGCCGCACCUAUAGGGAGUGGGCGGAUAUUGAGGCCCUGGGUUUCUGCAGCCCCGACGACUGCAUUCAUGGCCGCAUUCAGCAGCGCUGCCGGUGACGAUCCAGCUGUUGCCACUCAUGAAUUCAAAACGGAGACCCGCAAGUUGUUGGACAUUGUUGCCAAGUCGUUGUACACUGACAAGGAGGUCUUCAUCCGCGAGCUGGUUUCUAAUGCCUCCGAUGCUUGUGAGAAGCUGCGGUUCCUCAAGACCGCUGGUAAGGUGAAGUCUCUGGCGGAUCCUGACACUCCCAUUGAGAUCAGCAUCACCAUUGAUCCGAAGCAUAGGCUCUUCAUUAUAGAGGAUUCUGGUAUCGGCAUGACCAAGAACGAGCUCAUUGAGAAUCUUGGCACGAUCGCCAGGUCCGGUUCUAAAGAAUUUAUAACGUCAGACAAGGUCAAUGCCUCGGGUGACACUGCGAACCAAAUCAUCGGUCAGUUUGGUGUUGGUUUCUACUCUAGUUUUGUGGUCGCUGAUAAGGUGGAGGUAUUCUCUCGGUCAGCCGAUACUGCUGAGGAUGGCGAAGGCCACGUAUGGGAGUCCGAUGGUCAGGGCAGUUUCACCAUAAAGCCUGUGAAGGGCCUUCCCCGCGGUACUAAGAUCGUGCUCCACUUGAAGGAGGACGCUGCUGAUUUCUGCAAGCCGGAGACUGUCAAAAAGGCUGCCGCAAAAUUCUCCAAUUUCGUGGACUUUCCCAUCAAGAUGGCUGAGGGGGAGAAGGGCGAUAAGGUUAAGAUCAACAAGAAUGAGGCACUUUGGACGAGGACUAGCGCCACUGAGGAGGAACACACUAAUUUCUAUCGUUUCCUCUCUGGCUCCUCCUACGGAGAGCCCAUGUACUCGCUGAUGUAUCACACUGACGCUCCGCUCGCCAUCAAGUCGGUUUUCUAUAUCCCCGAAGAAGCUCCUAACCGUUGGUUCCAGCAGGACGCCGACGUACAGGUGUCACUGUACUGUCGCCGAGUGUUGAUCAAGAAGCACGCUAAUGAGAUCAUCCCUGCCUGGCUCCAUUGGGUUAGAGGAGUAGUGGACUGCGAGGAUAUGCCUUUGAACAUCUCUAGGGAGAACAUGCAGGAUACGGCCUUGAUGAGGAAGCUCAGCACAGCUGUUGUGAGGAGGAUGUUGAGAUUCCUCGCUGACCAAGCUCGUCGCGACGCUGACAAGUACAAUGCCUUCUGGAGGAAGUAUGGCUUCUAUUUCAAGGCGGGUCUCCUUGAGGACCAACAGAACAACAACGGCAACCAUAAGGACCUCAUCCUCAAGUUGCUGAGAUUCGAGUCGAGCAACGGCAGCCCGGGUGCGUUCAUGAGCCUCCAGGACUAUAUCGACUCUAUGACUGAUGAACAGAACAACAUCUACUACCUCCAGUCUAAGGAUAGGAAGACUGCCCUGGCAUCGCCUUACAUGGAGGCCUUCGAGAAUAAGGGUGUCAACGUGUUGCUACUCACUGAGGACAUUGAUGCAUUUGUCGUGAGCUAUAUAGAGAAUUUCAAGGGCAAGCGUCUGGUGUCUGUGGACAGUGAGGAGGAAAUUGAGAAGGAGAUUCUUAUGAGCGAUGACGACGAGGCUGAGAAGAAAGAGAUGCUCGAGACUAGUCGAGAGGAGCUCGAGGCCUUCGUGAAGGAGGUCCUCGGUGAGCGUGUCAACGGCGUGAAGUUCAGUGACCGUCUAGUGAACUCGCCCGCUGUGGUCACUUCGGCGAUUUCGCCCCAAAUGAGGAGAAUGAUGAAGCAAAUGAUGGCCCAAUCGGGCCAGGGUGACCAGAACGAUGCCCUACAGGCCAUCCCUAUGACCCUCGAGUUGAACCCUGACCAUCCCACCGUACGCAAGUUAGGCGAUCUGGCUGCAUCAAAGGCGGCUCGGUCGGAGGACAUCGCCAAGGUUGCUGUUACUCAGCUUUUCGAUAACGCUUGUAUCGCUGCUGGUAUGGUUGAGGACCCCCGGACCAUCCUCGAUCGUCUCCAGAAAAUGCUGGAUGUUUGCGUGGAGCAAGCAGUCUCUGCAUCUGAUCUCAGUAGUAAUACCGGCGAGACUACCAAGGAGGAGGAGCCCAUUGAGUUGAAGAAGAUGGAGUAGUCGAAGGCGAGUUAGAAGUUGAGAUGAUAACGUUGUAGAAUUGUUGUUGUUUCCGCUGAUCUAGUCUACCUGGCUGAUCUUACCGUCGGCCUGCACUGUGU
Messenger RNA from Perkinsus marinus ATCC 50983, 2328 nucleotides. RefSeq lists its product as hypothetical. Gene Ontology annotation, molecular function: ATP hydrolysis activity; ATP binding; protein kinase binding. Gene Ontology annotation, biological process: protein folding. Gene Ontology annotation, cellular component: mitochondrial inner membrane. NCBI's taxonomy places the organism in Eukaryota, Perkinsozoa, Perkinsida, Perkinsidae. The record is from RefSeq and is a predicted model, not a curated record. The transcript is spliced from 5 exons. Bases 26 to 2227 code for a protein of 733 amino acids.